Messenger RNA from Lichtheimia ornata, 609 nucleotides. RefSeq lists its product as uncharacterized. NCBI's taxonomy places the organism in Eukaryota, Fungi, Mucoromycota, Mucoromycetes, Mucorales, Lichtheimiaceae. Bases 1 to 609 code for a protein of 202 amino acids. The record is from RefSeq and is a predicted model, not a curated record. The transcript has 4 exons.
AUGGUUGCUGCUGCUCUUUCUUCCAUUGCUUUGAUGCUUACUGCCAUUGGUGGUGCUUUUGCUCAUGCCGAAUUCUCUGUGGAUGAAGCUUUGCCUGGAUCCGUUCUCAAUACCAGUAUUGGCAUUGGUCAUGGAUGCAAUGGAUCCAACACGAUUGAAUUGGCUGUCUCUGUUCCCAAGGAAGUGACCAACAUCCAGGCACUUGAAGUAGAGAAUUGGAAUCUUACCUUGACCCAUCGUACGGAUAACUCUUCUCAAGUGAGCAACAUUACAUGGUCGGGUGGUAACCUUGAUGCACACCAAUAUCAAGGAUUUGGCCUCAUCAUUGAUAUCCCCAAUGUCGAUGUGAGCCAACAUAAUGUCACCCUUCUUUUCCCUACCAUUCAAAAAUGUGAGAAUGCCACCAAUGCUUGGGUCGCUGCUGAAGAAACCGAGACUGAAAAGCCUGCACCCAAGCUUACAAUCACCAAGGAAGUGACACCACAACCUUCUUCCUCUUCCUCUGAUAGCCAAGGCAAUCAAGAUGGCGAAAGCAGUGCUUCUCGCUUGUUGACGGGUCUUUCUUUGGGUGCUGCCUCUGCUGUGCUGGGUAGCGCUCUUCUCUUCUAA